AUGCUAAAUCCUGAUGAUGCACUUCAACUUUUCAGUAGCUAUGCGUUCGAGAAUGAAUCUCCUUCUCAGGCUUUUAGAGAACUUUCUGUAGAGGUUGUCUCUGCAACUGAUGGAGUUCCUCUGGCUCUUGUAGUGAUUGGAUCACUUCUCCACAAGUACAAGGAUCCUCAGGUAUGGAAAGACAUCAUAAAGAGGUCAGCAAAGAUACCUUUCGAUGCAGUGAAUGAUAGGCUGAGGAUAAGUUAUGACAACUUAAAGAGUGAUCAAAAGCAAAUAUUUCUUGACAUAGCAUGCUUCUUCAUUGGCACUGAGAAAACAAAUCCAAUUUACAUGUGGGAUGCCUGUGAAUAUUGCCCACGCUGGGCGCUUGCAGUUUUAUGUUCUAGGUCCUUGGUAAAGAUUUUAGACAAUGACCAAAUAUGGAUGCAUGAUCAGCUCAAGGACCUUGGUAGGGAUAUUGUUUGCGAGGACAUUCUUAAUGAUCCCAAAAAGUGUAGUAGGAAGGAAGCUACGCAAGUUGUAAAGAGCAAAAAGACAAUCUCUGCAUAA
Punica granatum (pomegranate) is the source of this 549-nucleotide messenger RNA. The record is from RefSeq and is a predicted model, not a curated record. Lineage: Eukaryota; Viridiplantae; Streptophyta; Magnoliopsida; Myrtales; Lythraceae.